AUGAAACAUCUUAUACUUGACAAUGGUUCCUAUUCUGUGAAAGCUGGCUUUGUAUCGGAGAAGGCGCCCACAGUUGUCCACAACACGAUUGUUCGUUCCAAAGAUGGAUUGAUUCAUACAGGAAACGAAUACAUCUCUCAAACGAGUCAGUAUUCUGGCAUGGUGUUCAAAAGACCAAACGAACAAGGAAAUUUGGUGUCCUGGGAAAUUGAGAGACCGAUAUGGGAUACCACCUUCGAGGAGCUUCAGCUGGGCGGCAUAGACCCUUCGUCGACACAUCUUACAUUGACAGAAACUCCAUUCCAGUUGCCGCAGCUCUCGAUUAAUACUGAUCAAAUUGUAUUCGAAGAAUAUGGCUUUCAAGAUUACUAUAGAUGUAUCCCAGCUUCACUUGUACCUUGGCAAUUGAACCAUCAACAAAAAGACUUCAGUUUUAUUAUAGAUUCGGGGUUUAAUUGUACUUGGAUUGUUCCGGUUAUUUACCAGAGUGUGUACUGGAAAGGAAUCAAGAAAUUUCCCGUGGGCGGGAAGCUAUUAAAUGGUCUUUUAAGAGAAAUUACUUCUUUCAGGCACUAUGACGUUUCUGAUGAAUCCAUCUUAAUAAACACAAUAAAAGAGGCUACUUGCUUCGUUGCGGAGGACUAUAGCAAGACGUUGAAUGACAAACAAAAGUUUAUGUGUGAAUUUGUAUUGCCCGAUUUCAAGACAACAGCUACAGGGUACAUACGAACUCCUAAAUCUAUCACGCGAGAAGCAGAUGAAGAUUUGCAGACAUUAAAACUAACGGAUGAAAGAUUCACUAUCCCCGAAGCUUUUUAUCAUCCUGAAAUCAUAUUUAAUUCGUCUUCUUCCAAUUCUGCGAAGAUCCAUAACUCCACUUUGAAAAAUUUGGUUGACUUAAUAGUUGAAUCUAUUAUGACAUGUCCUGAAGUAGCCAGACCUUUGCUUCUGGCCAAUAUAUCUGUUGUGGGGGGCACCUCUAAAUUGCCUAACUUCAAUGAAAGACUAGGACAUGAACUCACUAGAGAAUUACCACUGCAUUGGGUCGUUAAGAUAAAUACCAGCGAGCACGAUCCAGCAGAAACCAGUUGGUACGGUGGUAAAAGACUAGUAGAACUGGGAAUGUUGGAUGAAGUCAGCAUAAGUAAGAAGGAAUAUUUUGAACAUGGGUCCAAUUGGUGCCAAAGGCAAUUUGGUUUCAAGAACAUAUAG
Molecule: messenger RNA, 1212 nt
Organism: Dujonia railenensis
Lineage: Eukaryota; Fungi; Ascomycota; Pichiomycetes; Serinales; Debaryomycetaceae
Source: the annotation of a GenBank genome assembly